AUGUCGUCCCGACGUGGCAGAGCAAGUGCGAGCUCUUCGGAGACAAGUGCCAAACAUCGAGUGCCUACAUUUGGUGUAAUGUGGACCAUCAUGCGAUCGAUCGGCGAUCUGUCUCUACCGGUGUUCUUCCGCUCGCUGCACAUCUCUGGUUUGCACCACGUCCCGCCUACCAAUACACCGCUGAUCGUAUGUAGCAAUCACCCGAAUACGAUCCUCGACGUAGCCAUGCUCGCGUCGCACAUGCGCGAACGCCGACCUCUCCACUUUUGGGCGAAAAGCGACUUCUUCCACAACCGCCUCCUCGGCUUCAUCCUCACCUCCUCCGGCAACAUCAGCGUCGACCGCAAAAACAAGUCGAACCAAUCGCUCUUCCACGCCACGUUCCAAGCGAUGAAAGCCGGCGGCGCCAUUGCGCUAUUCCCCGAAGGAGGCAGUUACACGAUCCCCAAACUCGCCAGUCUCAAGAUGGGAGCCGCUUGGGCAGCGUUAGAGUAUUCAAGGUAUUUGCAACUUGCGCAGCAGGGCGAGCGCGUGCAAACAGGCGUCAGCAUCUUGCCUACAGCGGUGGUGUAUGACGAUAAAUCCGUGUUCCGCUCUCGAGCAAUGCUCAAAUUCGGCAAACCGCUAUCGCUGGAUGGAUACAUCGACGAGUUUCUAUCGUUGCCCUCGACGGUCGAGGCAGAGGUGCAAGGAUGCAAUAGUGCAACGAGUAAAGUGCGGACGCAAGCUGGACAAGAGCCAAGCGCUUUAGAUACUGCCGAGAACGCGGUGCGUUCCAGUAAGACGCAACCAUGUUCGUGCGAUGGAUAUGCAAGUCGCGCGGAUCGUGCAGUGGCGCGCCUCACUGCAGACCUACAAACCGCCAUGGAGGAGCUGACAUUCAACGCGCCCGAUUGGGAGACGUUCCAAGCCGUGCGUGUUGCACGUGAGCUCAUCUUCGAGCUGCACGAUGCGCAAGCUGUAAGCGAGCGCAUGCACCAAUAUGUCGAGCUCUCGCGAGCGCUCAUGACGCUGCUGACGCUCGAGCGUAGCAGCCGCCCGUACAAUGUGAAGCGCCAAAGCACGCAAACGCGGCGUGCACUCUUCACGUAUUCGUCGAUUCUGCAUCUCGCCCAUGUGGACAACCUCACACUUGCACGCACCGUCACUGAGCCGCGCCGCUUGAGCGCUCCAUUGACACGCUUUCUGCUGCGACUGCCGGUCUACAUUCCGAUUUUUGCACUGACGCUCAUCCCGACCUACGUCUUACCUGGUCGUGUGGCGCACUAUUUCGCAGCUCGUGAACAAGAGUCGUUGUCGAGCGUCAAGACGUUGGUCGGGUUUUUGUUCACGUCCUUGUUGUACUCGACGUUGGCGCUCAAGACGCUAUCGUGGAUCAGAUGGAGUCCUCCUGCAUUGCUCGUGGCAGUGGCGGGCGUUUGGUGGUUACACGAUCUGAAUCGCACGUUUGUAGACGAGGCGUAUGCAUUGGUCAAGCAGCUGAGCUUGGCUUGGAGGAUGUACGCGGCCAAUGUGCCAGCUAGCCCUGCCACUCUUAUUGCAGACGCGCAUGUCGGCAAGCAGAAGCACAACGUAGAGCCGCAAGCCGAAGCUCUGUUUUUCUACGGCACCUUGGUGCAUCCCAACAUCCUCGCGCGGGUGAUCGGCAACGAUGGGGCGCACCUGACUGUUCAGAACGCCGUGCUGGAUGGUGCCAAGCUAUUUCACGUCAAAGGUGCCGACUACCCUGGUCUGUUGCACGUCGCUUCGUCACCGGCCUCGAUCAAUGCCGUCAAAGGCACGCUUGUCACUGGACUCACGCGCGCCGAUCUGCGCUGUCUCGAUGCGUUUGAGGGCGAUGAAUACGUGCGUACUCGCGUCGACGUCAUACCUGACCCGGCAGCGCGCGCCGAAUCCAACGCUGAGCGCAUCGCAAAUGCGGCCAGUGCACCACUCGACGCUAUCCUCUGCGGCUUGGACAACGCUCGAAUCGGCUCGCUCUGCGUUUCGACGCACAAACGAGUGCAGGCGCAAGUGUAUACAUGGAUCGCAGGUCGUGAUAAACUGCACGACCACGUCUGGCAGUUUGACGUGUUUGCGCAAAUCCACGCUGCCAACUGGCUUGGCCAAGCAGACGUGAAGCAGCAAGACGAGUAUGACAUGGUCGACCGCGUCCGUUUCGGGUCCGACGAUUCCUCCACUUGCACCGCCGCGGUCAAUUCGGACGCCGAUCCGCGUUUCGAGCAAGACGUGCACGCGUGGAUAGCCAGACACGCAUCAACACUCGUGGAAGAUGGUAGGAUUCAAAGCGCCGUGGUGGAGGUGUGCAAGAUGCUGGCCGACCAACCGAGCAUUCAAUUUUUCGUGGAUUUGGCGUUUACCAAGCAAACCGCGGUCAGCAGGCCGAAAUGA
Messenger RNA from Mycosarcoma maydis (corn smut), 2391 nucleotides. RefSeq lists its product as uncharacterized. The coding region runs from base 1 to 2391 and encodes 796 amino acids. Lineage: Eukaryota; Fungi; Basidiomycota; Ustilaginomycetes; Ustilaginales. Gene Ontology annotation, cellular component: endoplasmic reticulum membrane. Gene Ontology annotation, biological process: phospholipid biosynthetic process. The transcript has a single exon. Gene Ontology annotation, molecular function: glycerol-3-phosphate O-acyltransferase activity; glycerone-phosphate O-acyltransferase activity. The record is from RefSeq and is a predicted model, not a curated record.